AUGCGUCUUCAACAUAUCGUACACAUUGUUUUCCUCUAUGGCGCCAUCGCCGCCAAGGAACCCCGCCCAUUCGCGAUCGGUUCGAAGGGUGACCCCAUGCUACGGAAGACACCUGUACCAGUAGCACAACAGCAAAAGACUCAUGGCGAUGCAACUUGA
Molecule: messenger RNA, 159 nt
Organism: Pyricularia oryzae 70-15
Lineage: Eukaryota; Fungi; Ascomycota; Sordariomycetes; Magnaporthales; Pyriculariaceae
Exons: 2
Coding region: 1-159 (52 amino acids)
Source: RefSeq, a predicted model, not a curated record